CUGUGGGUAAUGGCGCUGUACAUGUGGGACUGGUUCGCCAAUGCCUGUACUAACGUCAAAAUGGACUUUUUAAAGUUCUUUUUGAUUAUUUUGGUAUAUAAACUCUAUGUUCAGUGCGAGAGACACCGUCUCCAGUUUGUUUACACCGUCCUCACCAAACCUGAUGGGUUCUCCGGUCCUGUGUUCAGUGCAGUGGGUCUGUAUGACGACAGACGGAUCUCUCACUACAGUAAUGAAGAACAAACCUGGAAAAGAGACUGUUCAGAUGCAGAAAUCUGGAGAUAUACCGAAGAACCUCAAGAUUCUAGAGACUGGUUUAUAAAUCUGGUUAACACUCUGACAAACUGCACAAGCUCCAGAUGUGAUGGCCUCCAUACUCUACAGAGAAGAAUCGGCUGUGAGGUGGAAAAACAUCCAGAUGGAUCAGUGAUGAAUGUGAAUGUAUUUGAUGAGUAUGGACAUGAUGGAGAGGACUUUAUUGUCUUCAAUACUGACACAAUGCAAUGGAAGGAUAAAAGUCCAAAGGCUAAAGAAACCAAAAUGAAAUUGGACACUUACAGAUUUCGCAAUCAGUAUCUCCAGUCAUACCUCAACAACUGCACGGACUGGAUCUUCACAUUUAAUGCUUUGAUAAUCACUCCUCCAGCUCUUUACAUGUUUGCAUCUGAAGUUCCUCAUGACCAAAGCAAGCUGAUUCUGACCUGUCUGGCCACUGGUUUCCACCCCAAACACAUAGAGAUGAACGUCACACAAAACAACAUCACACUCCAACCAUUCAGCUCUACUGGAGUCAGACCCAACAAUAACCAGACCUUUCAGAUGAGAACCAGUGUGGAGAUAAACAGAGAUGAGAAACAGAGUUAUGAGUGUCACGUCCUUCACAGCAGUCAGAUAUGUACAACGUUAUGGGAAGGAAAUCUGGAAUCUAGAAGUCAUCAUUGGGCAGCAGUAGCUGCAGGUGCCUUUGCAGUUGCGGUUCUAUACAUCAUGUCUUUAAUCUACAAAAACAGAAGGUUAAAUGGCUAGAUGAACUAUAAUGGUUCCACCACAGAACAUCGUUAGAACAUCAUCUCUGGGUCAGCAGAUCUUCUGACUGCAAGUGAUUCACAUGAGAGCAGUGAAUCAGUGGAUCUCCACUUGGUAUUCAUGUUUUUAAGUGAGAAGCAAGAUCUUGGAUGUGUCGUCUAUGAUAUCAUGACUGUUUUAAUGACACUAUCAAGUACAGUGGGGCAAAAAAGUAUUUAGUCAGCCACCAAUUGUGUAAGUUCUUCCACUUAAAAAGAUGAGAGAGGCCUGUAAUUUUCAUCAUAGGUAUACCUCAACUAUGAGAGACAAAAUGAGAAGAGAAAAAAAAAAAAAAAUCCAGAAAAUCACAUUGUCUGAUUUUUAAAGAAUUUAUUUGCAAAUUAUGGUGGAAAAUAAGUAUUUGGUCAAUAACAAAAAUUCAUCUCAGUACUUUGUUAUAUACCCUUUGUUGGCAAUGACAGAGGUCAAACGUUUUCUGUAAGUCUUCACAAGGUUUUUACACACUGUUGCUGGUAUUUUGGCCCAUUCCUCCAUGCAGAUCUCCUCUAGAGCAGUGAUAUUUUGGGGCUGUCGCUGGGCAACACAGACUUUCAGCUGCCUCCAAAGAUUUUCUAUGGGGUUGAGAUCUGGAGACUGUCUAGGCCACUCCAGGACCUUGAAAUGCUUCUUACGAAGCCACUCCUUCGUUAACCGGGCGGCGUGUUUGGGAUCAUUGUCAUGCUGAAAGACCCAGCCACGUUUCAUCUUCAAUGCCCUUGCUGAUGGAAGGAGGUUUUCACUCAAAAUCUGACGAUACAUGGCCCCAUUCAUUCUUUCCUUUACACGGAUCAGUCGUCCUGGUCCCUUUGCAGAAAAACAGCCCCAAAGCAUGAUGUUUCCACCCCCAUGCUUCACAGUAGGUAUGGUGUUCUUUGGAUGCAACUCAGCAUUCUUUCUCCUCCAAACAUGACGAGUAGAGUUUUUACCAAAAAGUUCUAUUUUGGUUUCAUCUGACCAUAUGACAUUCUACAUUCAAUCCUCUUCUGGAUCAAUUUUAAAGCUGUUUUGGCUGAACAGGUACGCCUGUACAAACAUCUCCAUCAAUGCGUGAUCAAAGAAAUAGUCAGACGGCAAAUAACUCUUAGAGAGAAAUCACGACCAGCGUUGGAAAGGACGAAAACUUUUGCAAGAAAGUUUGUGAAACUGUACAUUUUAACACUAUUGUGUUGGUUUUACUGUUGAA
This is a messenger RNA of Labeo rohita (rohu), 2248 nucleotides long. RefSeq names its product zinc-alpha-2-glycoprotein. Lineage: Eukaryota; Metazoa; Chordata; Actinopteri; Cypriniformes; Cyprinidae. The record is from RefSeq and is a predicted model, not a curated record. Gene Ontology annotation, biological process: immune response. Gene Ontology annotation, cellular component: external side of plasma membrane. Bases 10 to 1026 code for a protein of 338 amino acids. The transcript is spliced from 6 exons.